CGGACCGGAGUUCAAGAUGGAGACAGCGAUCCGGCGGCUUCACUGUUAGCUCGUUUACAACAAUAACCAUAUGGCAAAUACGACGGACGGCUGGACGUUUUAAACGCCGAUAGCGAGAGCUGCAACGUAACAUGAGAUGCGCGUUUCGUCAAGAUGAAGUGAAGUUGUUUAUGAACAUACAACACUUGAGGAAUAAUCCCGAUUAAAAAGGGAAGCAGAGGAGGAAAAAUUGCCAAUGGUCAUCAUCACAAACUAAUUUUGAGUGCGAGGAGAUCGAUAUGGCGCUGAGAGAGUUGAAAGUGUGUCUCCUGGGGGACACUGGCGUUGGAAAGUCAAGUAUUGUUUGGAGAUUUGUGGAAGACAGCUUUGACCCAAACAUCAACCCAACAAUUGGGGCAUCCUUCAUGACCAAGACAGUGCAAUACCAAAACGAGCUGCACAAGUUCCUGAUCUGGGACACGGCAGGACAGGAGCGGUUUCGGGCUCUUGCACCAAUGUACUACAGAGGGUCAGCGGCAGCCAUCAUUGUUUACGACAUCACGAAAGAGGAAUCCUUCCAAACACUAAAGAACUGGGUGAAGGAGCUGCGCCAGCAUGGUCCUCCUAAUAUAGUGGUCGCCAUCGCUGGCAACAAAUGUGACCUGUCAGACGCCAGGGAAGUGCCAGAGAAGGAUGCCAAGGACUAUGCUGACUCCAUCCAUGCCAUCUUUGUAGAAACCAGUGCCAAGAAUGCCAUUAACAUCAACGAGGUGUUUAUAGAGAUAAGUAAGCGCAUCCCUGUUGCCGACGCCGCAGGAGGAACUCCAGGGAAAGCUUUCAAACUGGGACGUCAGGCCUCAGAGUCUCGCAGAACGUGCUGCUGAUGAUCCCAGCGACUGCCCUCACAUGACCUGUGACCUGACCUUUUGCUUACCCUCUGUGUCCCCGGCCUGCUUCAGCUUUCAGCCACCACACGCCCUCGAUACCCUUGCCGACACUGAUACUGGGAUGCAGAAGUGCCACUCGGAUGACAAGAGCAAAUGCAUUUUAGCGGCACUCGACAACACAAAAUCGUCAUAUGUCAUCUGACAGUUGCUGGCUGGAGAAAAACGUCCCGUUUUCUGAGCAUUAAAUCAUUGAUGAAAGGGAAAAGACCUCCAUACUUAUACAUUUACUUACUGGCUUCUAUAAUCAACAUCAACUUCUGUUUGGUGUAUUAUAGGCCCGGGUUUAUGAGAGGAACUUUACGGAUACAGAUUUAUGAAUUCUGAAAUCAUUUGUACUUGUACAUGUGUAAAAAUCGACUAUCUUUCAACCAAGGCAUGGACUGAAAAUGGUAAAAUUUCACCAAAUUAUUUUGACAGCACGGAAGUUAUCGCCUUUUGCUUCAUUGUAGAUCUCUUCCCAAACAAUGUUGUGAAGGAUCCAUCGAUACAGUUACCUUUGUAUAAUCACUAAUUUAUUAUUGAUGGAAAAAGGUUUGAGUAUUCAUCAGUGUUUGGACCAAUCAGUCUCAAUUGUGUGUUUUUUGGAAGGAUAUUUGAAGGGAUGUUGCGCAUUCAGUCAAGCAUGACAGAUUGUGCAUGCUUAAUAUCAGUUUUAUUGUGUGAUUGAUGUUUUCAUCAAGAUGCUUUUCAAGGCAAAAUGCCAAGUGGGUGUUUUGAAGUUAAUUGCAAUCCCACGGUAAAAACAAAAGCAGAAAUGAAAGGCGUGUGGGAGUCUACUUCCUUUACAAUAAAGUAAUAGUUUGCGUGGGUUUAAAUGA
Cyclopterus lumpus (lumpfish) is the source of this 1744-nucleotide messenger RNA. It is a transcript of the gene rab22a, whose product is annotated as RAB22A, member RAS oncogene family. The transcript has 7 exons. Gene Ontology annotation, molecular function: GTPase activity; GTP binding. The record is from RefSeq and is a predicted model, not a curated record. Lineage: Eukaryota; Metazoa; Chordata; Actinopteri; Perciformes; Cyclopteridae. Bases 279 to 863 code for a protein of 194 amino acids.